Messenger RNA from Theobroma cacao (cacao), 693 nucleotides. NCBI's taxonomy places the organism in Eukaryota, Viridiplantae, Streptophyta, Magnoliopsida, Malvales, Malvaceae. The record is from RefSeq and is a predicted model, not a curated record.
AUGGAAGUUUUCCAACCCCCGAACGUUGUACCAGAACCCCAUUACCCAGCUCCCCUUUUCGUUCAACUUGAAGUAACCAUCACCCUUAAACUCGAACGCAUCCAACAUUAUUGCUUAAUCGACGAGUACUACAUGGACACUGACGACGAACCUUUUUUCUCGGAAGAAACCGUUCGCUUCGACCUCCACCUUGUGAAAGACCAACGCCGGAUUACUGAAAUCCUCGGUUCCAUGCUAACAAGACUAGCAAUCCCGCCUUACUCCCGUUUGUUUAACGACGUCCUUGGUACACUUAUCCAACAUGGACUUAGACUCUCAAACUGUACGUCCAGCAUGGGCCGUAUAGUCUUGCCAUUACAUGCAUACCUACGGGGAGCUAUUAUGCUACAUUUUCAUUACGCUGAGCCGGAUAAUAUCCUAGGAGUUUGGUCAUUAUCGGAUUCGGAAUCAGAAUCGGAGUUUGAAACGAGUAACUAUGGCAUGCUUCCGGCGAAGGACUCAUCGGUUAAGGAGAUGCUGAAGAGAGUUGGAGUCAGAGGUGGAGAAGAUUGCGUGAUAUGUUUGGAGGAACUUGAGGUUGGAUCAGAUGCUUCUGAGAUGCCUUGUUUUCACACUUUUCAUGAGAAUUGCAUUAAAAAGUGGUUGAAGAAAAGCCAUCACUGUCCUAUUUGUCGGUUCGAGUUGCCGACUUAG